GAACCCACUCUCUCUUCUUCCCCGGAUUCUACCACUCUACUCUAUUUCGUUGAAUUUCUCAUACCUGCAGGACAUAUAUCUUAAUUUAAAACACUCUCAGUGACAUUAUGUCCACAAACAGACCCUUCCUAGCCAACUUCCUGGCCGCCUUUCGAGCCCAAUCUUCAUCCAACUUCAAGGCCUCUUCCUCAUCUACCACUGUCUCCUCCAGCACACAAAACGCGAGAACUAUAGCUACCAAGGCUAGUUCACCUUCACCUAGUCCUUCAUCUCCUUCAACCUCGGGCUCAGCAGCCGCCGCCGCCGCCGCCGCAGCAUCCGCAUCCGCUACAGAACCAGGGUCCUCACCGAACACCACCACAAAUCGCUCCUCCUCACCAACAACCGAAACCUACCCAUCCUCCUCCUCGCCGAUUCCCAUCACAAACACUAACACACACACCACUGCCAACACACCCACAGUCUCAGAGUACCACCAGCGCCGUCGCGGAAGCGACAGCUCCAGUGGCUCCGGAGGGGGUAGCGGCGGCGGAGGAUUCCGCGAUGCUCUGGGCCCUGAGAAGUGGUAUAUUGGUGGACGGUCACCAGGUGGGGAGGAAAGGUUUUAUCGGUUGGGGAUGGUUACCAAAGGGGGCGGGAGGUUAGGGGCUAUGGCCAGGGUGGGGAGUUUUGAUCAGUUGAGUUUGUGAGUGUUGAGCAUCUCGCGCUUGGAUGCGAGUGAGUUCGGGGUUGUCUGUCAUUUUCGGAUUACAUAUAAUAUUUGGGUUGUGGUUUCGGGGUAUUUCUAAAAAGGCAUGGCGUGGUGGUGUUUUUUUGCACUUGCACUUCUUUUUCUAAAAAGAUAUUCAACAUUUUGUUUUUUGGGCUGUCGCGCGAUAUGGAGCAAUGGCGUGUACAUACUGACAUACCGAACCAACAUUGGUGAUAUGAAUGAUACGAAUAAUGAAUGCUAUUACCAUCAGCACCACUCAGAUAACCUGUUGAGUGACACAAUGCACC
Messenger RNA from Aspergillus ruber CBS 135680, 999 nucleotides. RefSeq lists its product as uncharacterized. The coding region runs from base 108 to 689 and encodes 193 amino acids. The record is from RefSeq and is a predicted model, not a curated record. The transcript has a single exon. NCBI's taxonomy places the organism in Eukaryota, Fungi, Ascomycota, Eurotiomycetes, Eurotiales, Aspergillaceae.